Molecule: messenger RNA, 3685 nt
Organism: Ahaetulla prasina
Lineage: Eukaryota; Metazoa; Chordata; Lepidosauria; Squamata; Colubridae
Gene: HMMR
Product: hyaluronan mediated motility receptor
Exons: 17
Coding region: 81-2159 (692 amino acids)
Cellular component (GO): membrane
Molecular function (GO): hyaluronic acid binding
Source: RefSeq, a predicted model, not a curated record
GUUCCUUAAAGCGGGCGGGAUCCUGUUCAGUUUUUGAAUUUAUUCUCGGCGUUCUGGCUGUGGGAAGUUGCGGGCUGGCUAUGUCUUUUCCGAAGGCUCCGAUCAAGCGCUUCAAUGAGGCAUCAACUUGUGCCCCACCACCCGGCUCUUAUGAUAUCAAAACUUCAGAUCCAUCCAAAGGACCCGUGUCUUUUGAAAAGUCUCAACGAUUCAAGAUGCAGAUGGAAGAUGGAGGAGUCCAGCCAAAUCCAAGCAACAUGAAACCCGUGCCUUCCCCAGCAACAACAAGAAAACUUCCAUCUCUCAGUGCAAGACCAAAAAGCAUAGGAACAAAGUCUGACAAGAGUCUGAUUGCCAUUAAAGAAUUGAAAAAGCAAAAAGAGCUGGAAAAGGAGAUUCGGAUACUAAUUGGAAUACGUGCCCAGCAACAUAAAAGAUUGCAAGUCCUGGAGGAAGAUCUUGCCAAGUCUGAAUUAAAGUUAUCUGCUGCAGUCCGGGAGAAAAACACCCUUUUAGCAAAUGUUGCUUCUCUGGAAAAACAGCUUUUGGAGUUGAGAAAAAGCAAUGACUUGCUCAAAACAAAGAUGGUUCCUGCUAAAAGCGGAGACAUGAAAAUUAAAUUAAAUGUGGUCCAAGGAACUAUGGAAGAAAAACUAGCCCAGCCUGAAAAAUUAACAGAAACAGAGAGGCUAGUAGAAGAGAAAUAUGACUCGGAGAAACUCCUAGAAUGUUCUAUAGAACUUGGUAAUGUUGCAGAAGAAGAUGAUGAUAAAUACAAGCUGCAUAUUCUCCAACUACAGGAAAUAAUAGAAUCUAAAAACAAGGACAUUGAAACAUUGGAAAGUAAUCUUCAUCUGAAAGAAACUAUGCUGUCUACACAAAGUAAAGAACUGAAUGGAAAGUGCAAAAUACUUGAGGAGCAGAAAGAGAAAUGUGUCCAUGAAUAUGAAGAAAAGAAUCAAGUUAUGAAUGCUGAGAUACAAUGCUUAAAAGAAAAACUUUCUAUAGAAGAACAGGAACACCAAAAGCAAAAGAUGAUUUUUCAGGAAACUUCAGCUGAUAUGCAUCAGAAGUUACUUAAAUUCCAAGAGGAGAUAGCUAAAGAGAGAGAGAUACUAAAGACAGAAUUGAAAGAAGCCAUGGAUGAGCUGGAUAAAUUGCACACUAAAGAAGCUAAAGUUGAGAAGCUUUUAAAGCAUUUGGAACAGGUUAAUGAAUUCCAAAAUGAGGAGUUAUCACAGCUGGAAACAAAACUGCAAAGGAAAAGUGCAGAGUUGGAAGAAAUGGCUGUGUCACAUAAGAAUAUCAUUGAAAAGCUUCAAGGGGAAUAUAACCAGCUCCAGUUUAAAUUUGGAGAGACCUCAGCUGAAUUUGAAAAUUACAAAGUCUGCAUGACUGAAGAGAUUACAUGCCUCAAACAAGACAAAGCUGUUUUGCAGGAGAGAUUAACUGAGAUGAAUAGGACAGUCCAGAAUGCAACUCAUGCAAUGCAAGAAGAACAGCAUGCUAAAGACCAGGCAAAAGAAGAUUAUAUGAGGGUGCUUCUUGACAGUCAAACAAAAAUAGCACAAAAAGAUGCAGAAAUAGACAAAAUCAAGGAACUGAGCACUAUGCAAAUUGCUAACCUACAAGCCAAACUGGAGCAGCAAAGUGAAGAACUGAACAAAAAACUGGAAAUAGAAAGGAAAAUCAUUACAGAAAAAAUUGGAGCAGAUUACAAAAAGAAUAUAAAAACUUGGCGUGCGCUCUAUGAAGACCUGUAUAAUAAAGUAAAACCUUUUCAGCAACAGUUAGAUGCAUAUGAGGCAGAGAAAAAUGCCCUUCUAAAUGAGCAUGGUGCAACCCAAGAAGAACUGAACAAAAUUAGUGAUGCUUAUGCUAAGUUGCUGGGCCAUCAGAAUCAGAAGCAGAAGAUCAAACAUGUAAUGAAACUGAAAGACGAGAAUACCCAACUAAAACAGGACUUAUUAAAGUUGCGUGCCCAAAUAGCAAAGGAAAAACAAGCAAGGGAAGAGCUCCAAGAUGAAAUUAAUGAAAUUCAAGGUGUUAGACGGUUUGAUCCUUCUAAAGCUUUUCAGCAUCCUAGCAAGGAAAAUAUUGUUCCCAAAACACCUUUUAAAGAAAGUAACAGAAACAAAAAUCAAGCUGUUCUACACUGAUCAAGAACAAAUUCACACUUGAGAUUCAUCUUUCCAAGAAAGUAUUGUCUAUUGCCUUGUAUGCUACAAUCUAUAUUUCUACAAUAGAAAGUUGUCUUUAAAUAUAUAUUUUAAUAAAGCAAGUAAUUAGCACUUUUAAAUUAUCUAAAAUGCAAAUGGGCACAGCAAUUCUAAAAAAUAUCAAUAGGGCACAAUUAUCAAACAUUUAAGUGAAACCUGGUAAUUUUUGUAGCAGACUCAGUAUACAAGACCUAAGUGGAACUUCUUUAGAUGCAUACACAGGGUAUGUUACAUAGUUAAACUUUUGACUUUUGUUCAGUAUUUUAGAAAUUGAAACAGUUACUUCAAUGAUGCAUCUUUUAUGUACACUUGAGAGCAUAUGCACCGAGACAAAUUCCUUGUGUAUCCAUUCACAUUUGUCCAAUAAGGAAUUCUAUUCUAUGAUCAUAAACAGUUCAAAGUUGUGGAAGUGCUUAGUCUUCAAACAUUAUGCAGCUCAUAAUUUCCUUUUUUAAAAUUACCAUGCUAAUUGAUAUUUUUAGCUUCUGAAUUGAACUAUGUAUGAUUCUGAUUUUAAAUAUUAUUUGCAUUAGGUUAUAAUAGUAAUUGAUUUUGAUAAAUAAAAUGAUAAGCCUUCAUUUUAUUAAAAGAAAUUUGUGAGACUCACAAUUACUAGAUGCUUUCCUGAGUCAUAUUUUAAUUUUGUAUGUAACUAUUAACUGUAUGUAACUGUUAUGUCCUUUAGUUUUCUAUUUGUUACCCAUGUCUUAUUCUAUAGAUAGAAUAAACUGUGGGAAGCCAAACAGCUUCAAUCAGCAAAACAAACAAGGCAAUUUAUUUCCCCAUCCUCAAUUUGACUACCCUGGGGAAAUUCUUUAUUUUCACAAUACUGAUGAUGCUAAGUUUAUUACUAACUUCACUGUGGAACUUAUUACAUUUCCAUAAAGACCCACAAGAAGCCUUUGUGGUAAGGAUUUCUCCAGGACUGGAUGUGAUAUGUUUUCAGCAUGUUGAAGGUUGAACUUUGGAUAUGCAAUAAAUAAAUUUAUAUGGUCACCCAUCUCACAAGAAGUGAGCAGCAAAUGGAAAAAAACAGCAUAAAAACAAUAAAGAUCAAUAGUGAUAAUAAUUUCAAACUUGUAAUGGCUUGUCUUCCAGAUUUUACUAUGCAGUUUCAGGAAGCUAGUUAAUGCAAAGUAAAUUUAGUUUAGAGCUACAAAAAUUUUGAGGGCAAUCAGAUUGCAUUUGCAACCUUACUUCAACAGUUUCAAAUAAGUAAGGACUUCCUAAGAGGACUAUAAGAGCACAAAAGUGCCUACCGUACCUGUCCUAUUGUUCUCUUCAUUAUAGUAUUAUAUUUAUACUUUUACUUAUACUUUUACUUAUAUACUUUUUCUCUCAUGAUGGGUUAUUGUUUAUGUUGAUGAUUGUAUAUACUGUCGUGACAAAAAAAUAAAGUAAAAGCUAAAGCACUAAGAAAUUAGGUAGCACUUUCACUUUCAAUUGGAUAUAAAAGAGCUCACCAG